Molecule: messenger RNA, 3609 nt
Organism: Meira miltonrushii
Lineage: Eukaryota; Fungi; Basidiomycota; Exobasidiomycetes; Exobasidiales; Brachybasidiaceae
Exons: 1
Coding region: 264-3533 (1089 amino acids)
Source: RefSeq, a predicted model, not a curated record
UUUAGGUUGACCUCCUAACGCUUUGUGUUUGUUUCUUUGAAUGAAAGGCACAUGCACUGUCGCAGACUGAAAUCGACCGCGGAAAUCGAAUGCAUUCAAUAAACAACACAUCUUCAUCUUCAUCAUACUCGUUGGGUAAUUAAGAACCAUCACCAUUCCAGCAAGAUAUUUACAGCCCUGAUUACGCGACUGCUACUCUGAUUCAGCAAUGCCCGAUUGAGUUUCUUACAAUUCAAUAAAACUCAAAUAGAUUGCUUGACAAGAUGGCAAACGUGGAAAUCAUCGAUGCAAACGAAGGCAAUCCUAGCCCGACAAAAUCAUUUCAAUAUAGUCCGGCUAAAAGGAGAACACAGAAUGGAUCAUCUUCCACUCACAAACCAUCUCACCCGGAAGACCACGAUUUCAAUCUUGGAUCACCGGAAAUGAAAAUGGACGAUGCAGAUGAUGAAGAUAUCGCAGAUCUUGAAUCGAGUAUCAUUCAACAAUCAAGAACGAUUGAUGAUUUUACAAGAAUCAUUGCUGAAUGGCGAACAGAGCGAGAGAGAACACAGAUUCGUGGAGAUGGCGCAAGCAGUUUCAGAGGGGUUAGCUCAAGGGUCCUAGGAGACAACAACGGCGAAUCGGCCUCUAACCAAAAUCAGCUAAGGAUACGAAGUAGUAUGGCAAGCUUGACCGCUGAUGCUGCUCGAUCUUCAGCGGACGUCGAUACUAUUAGUCAGUAUAGCUAUGAGGCAUCAUCGGUUGGCGAUCCUGAUGAAGCAAGAAUGUCACCAACACUAUCUGCAUCACAAUCUCCUUAUGGUCUAAUGGGGAACGAUGACCCAUCUAGACAUUCAGUAAGAGUACGCUGUACAUGCUGCUGUGGAAGAGGAACGAGAAGAUGUAAACGUGCUCGAAGGGCAACACGAGAAUGGAGUCAAAUGGAAAGCGAUCUACGUUUAGCAGCACAAAUCGGACAGGCUUUGCUAAGGAGAAGUGAUGCAUUACAAGCUGAACUAGGACACAAACAGGAAGAGCACGGCACUCGACUUGAUUCAAUGAUGAAAAAGCUCACAUCUUCGAUCAAGGAAGCUGCCCACUUGGAGAAACGAUUAGAACAAAGUGAGCUCAACUUGGAGGCAUGCGAAGCAUCUAAUCGCGCUCUUGUGAGAGAGAUUGAGGAAGGCAGGCGAGAUUUGACAAAAGCACGAGGAUCAAAUGUACGUAAUUCAGGCUUAGAGCUCAAGCUCGAACGAGCAGAAAAAGAGCUGGAAGACCUUCGCCAAGAAUUGGCAGAGGAGAGAAAACAAUCUGAACAACAAAAAUCGAGACUCAAGCGAUCUGAAAGGAUUACAGAAGAUCUCACUGGUCAAUUGAGGAUAGCAAAGGUGGAAGGAAGCCGAAAAGAGCUUACCGAAGAGGAGAGAAUGAGAAGGAAGGAUGAAGUGCGAAAACUGGUGGAAGCACGACUUGGGCAGAAUAGUGCAGCACAGCGACAGGAUUCCACUGAAGGAGAAGGUGGUGAUUGGAUGGAAUCUUUGGUAUCCGAAAACGAUGCUUUGACUCAAGAACUACGACAGAUGAAGGAAUUACUCGAAAGUCGAAACGAAGAAGUUGCACAAUUACGCGAAGAUUUGAGUCAAAAGGAUGAUUACGUCUUCUCUUCUGCCAAUACAUCCCAUGACGUUAGUUCGCCUUUGCGUAUAUCCGAUCUACACUCUUCUGCUCCUGUACCGUUUGCGGAUGAACUCGUAGACAUCAGACACGGACAUCCGUCUUCGACUGAUCGAAAGGUGUCAAGUUCCAGAUCAGCAUCUUAUACAGACGGACAUCAAACUCCUUCAUUGCUUUCACCUCAAAUGGCAAAUACGAUGUUACCUUCUGGACCUGGAUCUACUUCUACCAAUAUGACCAGCGAGGCAGAUUCACAGACAGAUUUGGCCGGAAGCAAAUUCAGUAGCAAGACUACCGUUGCACUUCAAGCCAAUCCGUCUUCAACAUCUUCUGCGAUCAAACGUGAAACACGGACAGCCCAACUGAAUGCUCUAGUUGACAUGAUUCAAAGACUGUUCUCUCGAUUAUCCACAGCAGACGUCGACACUCUGGCGAAAAGGCUGCAAAGGCAAAAGCUAGCAGGUGAUGUUGGUCAUUUGGCCCGUACGACGGUGAAUGGAAUUUUGCGUGAUAUCGAUGGCUUGCGGGACCAUUUCCGCCGAGCGAUGGACAAUGAGUCUAAAGGCCGUGAAGUGGAUAAUGUUUCCCUGCAUUCCCGUACAAGUGGUAAGAGUAAUGAUCGCUCAAACUCCAAUGCUGAAUCGGACAGCUUGGUUGCACGUAAAGAGUUCUUUGCUCUGAUCAAAUUGUUCAAAGAUUUGUUCAUGGAAAUGGCUAGAUUACGGAACACAAUCAAUGAGAUCAGUAUGCAACCACAACAAGCAUCACGAAUCUUGCAAGAGCAAUUGGGCGUACAGAUGAGCGAAGACAAAGGUGUGACAGCAUGGUUUGGUAAAUUGCUAUCCACAACUGGCUUACCCGGAACUACAGGCAAUUCUGGUUCUUCCUCCAAUACAACCCAGGGUACAUCACCAAGUGCAGCGGCGGCUGGUCUCUCUGCCUUGAAUGCUAGCAAUGCCCGGCCAAACAAUGCUCAACGUUCUUCAGCAUCUAGCGUACAACGACCAGGGGUAGCUUAUGCAUCUGCUGCCGUUUUACCUAGUGCUGUUGCUGUUGAAGUGAAAGGUAUGCAUGCUACAGAACAGGCGCAACUUCAAGGCGGAAUGGACAACAAUGGUUCGAUCGGUAGUGGUAGUCGUGGAACAAGUCCACAGCCUGAACAAACAACAUUCAGUGACUUACCCAGCCAUGCAAGACCGGAGGCCACUAGAAGACAGCCAAGCUUGUCAAGAGUUCAAUCGCGUAAUCUGAGCGGAUUGUUUGUUGGCUCAAUGUCGGGUAGCACAGAUUUUGGCUCGAUAGGAGGCAUGCGCAGUAGAAUGCCAUCAGAGCAAACGAACAGCAGCCUUCAAGGAAGUAGACUUUCACGUAUUGUGGAUGAUGAUGAAAUCAGUAUUCAUCAAGGUACCAUAAACCGAGCGCGAACAUUACGACCACGUAAUUUGAGCGAUUCAUCAAUGCACACCACCUAUUUGGAUGAUGAACCAGUACGUUCUACCGAAGAGCACAAGCCAAGAAUGUCUGGACUUAUGGCCACCACAGCGCCUACGCCAGCCGCACUCUCACGUGUGAUCACUCCUUCCACUUUGUCUUUACGUGCUUCUUCUACGGAUACAGGUACUAAAAGUGCCUUAUCAACAAGUCCAAGUGCAACUUAUUCCAGCGGCGGAGGAGGUUUGCUUGGCAGUUUGGUUCCAACGAAAUCCGUCACGAAAGCAUUCGGAAGUUUACUCGGUGCCACUUCUCCAGCUGCUGAAACAGCAAACCCGACUGUGACAAGCAAUUCAGCAACCGCUUCCCGUCCUCCGCAAUUGCGACCAAAGUCCUCAAAAGCACAAUUAUCACUUGCUGCAGCAACAGCUGGCUCCAAGAAUGAGUAGUGAGACAAAUGGGUUGGUUCUAAUGGUGGCAGUGCCACUUAGUGUACAUACCAGAAUUUUGCAGAAAUGCAACUCA